CGCGGGCGCCGCGCACCAGCCGAACACUGCCAGAAGGCCUGGCACCACAUGACUUCGGCGGAUGAAACACGUUGUGGCGCCCCCAUGGUCGGGCGGCGCUCACGAGCUCAGGCGCACCGUUAUCGGCUUCGACGGCGCCACUUCCGAAUCGGUGUUGCCACUGGCUUUCCGCCAGGAAUUGUACUACGACCAGAGGACCGACUGGAUCUACGACAUGCAGAUGACCUACAGCACACCGCCGUCGUCACCGACGAGGUGCCAAAGCUCAUCAUCGAGGAGCGCUUGAACGAGAGCACGCAGUUCGCGUGCGAUUUCUCCCACACGGUUGAGGAGGAACUGCGCUAUUGGGCUGAGCUUGACACGAACCAGCCGCUGGACAUGUACGCCGAGAUGUUCGAGACGAACGGCGACGAGCUGAUGUGCUGCCACACUUCGGCAUCCAGGGACGAGUUCACCCGUUCGAAGGAGCGCGAGAUUGUUGACACCUGCUACGCUGGCACGGAUGACCCUUCCAUGGCCGACUCCAACUACGCCGAGAUGGCCGAGACUAACGCCGACUACAAGCAGUUCGCGUGCGAUUUCCCCCGCAUAGUUGAGGAGGAGCUGCGUUACGGGGCCGAGCUUAACACGAACCAGCCGCUGGACGGGUACGCCGAGAUGGCCGAGACGAAGGGCGACCAGCUGAUGUGCUACCACACCUCUACCACAAGGCACGAGAUUAGCCGCCCGAGCGAGCAUGAGGCUGUCGACACCUGCUACGCUGGUACUGAGGACCCUUCCAUGACCGACUCCAUCGAUGACCUAUCCCCGUCGACAUCCGCGACGCCAUCAACGAGGCCAUCGCCAUGCAGAUGACCCGCCUCACGGGCACCAGCGAAGAGAUCGCAUGCUUGGCCGUCGAGCGCGUGUUCGACGCCACCGUUUCUCACCCCGUUUGGGAGCAGGACGGCGCGCUGAUGGUUGUCAACGGCUUGGCUAUCGAUUGCAGCAACGACCUCGACGCUUACCGCUGGCUCCACUGAGCACGCACACGCAUUGCUAGCGCCCCUUGCUCUGUCUCGGUUUUCUUUCAGCCACGCCCGUGCCCGAGCACGCACGCUGCUAUAGCCGAUGCGGACAAUGGCCUCGACUUCCGUUCGCUGCAUGGCCAUGUGUCGAGUGUCAGUUUAUGCCGAAAUUCUUUCGUCGCCUAGCUAACGGUGCGCCGGACGCCUCCCUGUGCAGCACCCACGGAUGACGAGCCCAUGCGGGGCAGUUCAGAAGCAUUGGGUGC
Prorocentrum cordatum is the source of this 1273-nucleotide messenger RNA. Lineage: Eukaryota; Dinophyceae; Prorocentrales; Prorocentraceae. The record is from the annotation of a GenBank genome assembly.